This is a messenger RNA of Parathielavia appendiculata, 675 nucleotides long. RefSeq names its product DnaJ-domain-containing protein. The record is from RefSeq and is a predicted model, not a curated record. The transcript has 3 exons. Lineage: Eukaryota; Fungi; Ascomycota; Sordariomycetes; Sordariales; Chaetomiaceae. Bases 1 to 675 code for a protein of 224 amino acids.
AUGGCUACAAAAGAGACAACAGAUGAGGCGCCGGCCGACAAUCGAGAUGCGCUCGAGGUGCUGGAAACCGAGGCCAAAGAAUGGGAGAAGGAUGCCGAGAUUGACCGCAUAUUGAAAGCCUUCAGGCUGGACGCGUACGCCGUCCUCGGGCUCAAACCAGGCGUGCCCGAAUCCGACAUCAAAGCCGCCUACCGCAAAAAGUCACUCCUCAUCCAUCCAGACAAGACCAAGAACCCCCUCGCGCCCGAGGCUUUCGACCGGCUAAAAAAGGCCCAGACGGAGCUGAUGGACGAGAAGCAUCGCAAGAACCUUGACGAGGCCAUCGCCGACGCGCGCAUGCUGCUCAUCCGCGAGAACAAGUGGACGGUCGACAGCCCCGAGCUCAAGACCGAGGAGUUCGAGCGCAAGUGGGCCGACAAGACAAAGUUCGUGCUCAUCGAGAACGAGCAGCGGCGGCGGCGGCAGCUCAAGGCGCAAAUGCAAGAGGAAGGCCGCGAGCAGCGGCGCCAGGAGGAGGAGGCCGAGCAGCGGCGUAAGAAGAGGCAGCACGAGGAGGACUGGGAGGCGACCCGAGACCAGAGGAUCAAUAGCUGGCGGCAGUUUCAGAAGGGCAAGACGGGCGGGGACGAGGGCCCCGAGAAGAAGAAGAAGAAGAAGCUCAAGCCUAUUGGUUGA